UGAAGAGGAAAUUGAACUUGGGAAGCAAAAAGCACAAGCAAUUGCUACGCGUCUUCUCAACGAAGCCAAUAACAAACGACCUCGCACUGUCUCCGAUUCUUCUUAUCCUUCUUUUUAUUCCUCUCAAUCUUCUUUUCCUGGUAUACUUUUAGUUUUUUACCCCUCCCUCCUUCCCCUAGGGUUUUUCUCUCUCCUCCCCUUCCUACUUUUGUUGCUCUGUUUUCUUUAAUUUAUGACAAUUUUUUAUAUAAUUUAUUAAUUAUUACUGUUUUGUGGCUUCCAAUAUUUGCUGAAUUUGAGUUUCAGGAUUCAGUACUAGUACACGAUUAUCGCUUUGACGCUUUUUUUAUUCUGUGUUUUUGGGGUUCUGUAUUAUCGAUUAUAGUAAUUUUACUGUUAUUAUGGUUAUAGCUUCAAUUGAAAUGCACAAUUGAAGUUUUUGCUUAAUUAAAGCUAAGAAUUGUUUAGUGGACGCAAUCAGUAUGCAUUAUGAGUUCUUUGAUUCAGAUUUUUUGAUGUAUUAGUAGCUUAGACAAUUUACUUAUAUUCUCUAACAUGUUCUUUUGAUUGCUAACUUCAUAGUUCAUAUACCUAUAUUGAUGCAGUUGUUAAUUACUACCUCAGGUCUUUAUUAGUUUACAUAUAUUCCUUUUUAGGAUGUCCGUUAUUAGUUUACCCAGUUCUUUUGUUUUUAUUUUUUGGAAUCGGACCACCAACUUUCCAUCACACACAUCCAACUUUAAUAGUAUAAAUUAGUCUUUUCUCUUCCACAAUAUCAUUUCUCCUAAAACUAUGUGCAAAAGAAACGGGUAAACUAAUAAAGACCGGAGGGAUUAUGUUGUUGCAGACUUGCGGUUGUUACUUGUUACGCAGAUUCUUGCGGUUGUUUUGAUGAAAAACAAAUGUGGACUCCUUGUGCAUGACCUUUUUAGUGCUAACUUCAAUAUAUCUUGUGCUGUGAGCCUGUGAAAGUGAAAGACAUGUGGAACCUCGUAUUUUUGCGGCUGUGGCCUAGUAUUUAUCUUGAUGGCACUUCACAUAUAUUGUCUCCUUUUGUGAGCUUAUGAAAGAGUUGAUAUUAUUUGACAUAGAGAGUGUUUGGUCGAGGUGAGAACAUUUUCAUCUGGUUUUUCUAUUUUGCUUUCUUUGGUUUUUAGGGGAAGGUAAACAUUUUCCUUUUAAGAGGAAGGUAUGCCACAUUUUCCACCCUACUCCUUACCUUCCUCUUUCACUUAUCCUGUCCAUACUCCUUUAACAUUUUCAUUUUCCCCUUCUCUUAAACUUUUCUUCUGAGCAACCAAACAAGAAAACUUAAUUUACAAUGAUGUUUUCUAAUUGAAAUUGGUUUUUCAUGAAAAAUUAUAUGAUAGUGAGGCAUAUCCUCAAAUCCACCUUCUUUACGGUUUUAUUUCUUCACAUUCUGCCACUUUGAGUAUCAUAUACUCACUACUCUUCCUGAAUCAAUUUUUUUUAUUUUUUUAGAUGACGAUAUUUGAGUUGUGGCAUUCUUAUCUUUGCCCUUGCAAGGAAGCUUUCCCUUUUAGGACUGGACUGCACCCUUUUAUUUCUGCAAUUGGUGUUUUAGUUCAAGACAUUUUAUUGCGCGGUUGAGUUAUGUAUACCCAGGUCAUGUUAUCAUCUUAUGUUCAUUAAAUACUUUUUUGCAGAUUUUCAAUGUUCUCUGUGGGUUAUAUUUGAAGUUUUGACCUUGAAAUUCUCAAGUCAUGUGAAGAGAAUACUCAUGAUCUUUCAUGUAAAUGAUUGGUGAAUCUUUGCCAUUGGCCCAUAGCACUUUUAUAACCACGAUAGCAAUUACUGUGGGAUUUAUGAUUGCUAUAUAUGUUAUGAUUAUAUAAGCGCAGCAAAAAUACUAGUCCCCUUCUAUAUAUUCUCCAACUUUUUUGCUAUGUAAUAAGUGGCUCUUGGAAGGAGUUUAGCGAUUAUCUUCCAACCAGAAAUGUUGAUGCACUCUAAAAGUUCUUGGAGGUGACCGACCUUUUUUCCAGUUAGUGCCUUAUGAUACUCAAACAAAUCAAUACAAUAGUGUACCAAGUAGCAAGAAAAUCUGUAUCCCAAAUACUGAGGUUGAACCUUUAAUUAGAACUUGUCUGAAAGUGAUUAUUCUCUUGUUUUUGUCUAUUCACCCUCCUUAUAUGAAUUUUACUUGUUGUACAUCCUAAAGGUUGGUGUUAUUAUUGGAAGAGGAGGAGACAUGAUAAAAAAUCUUGAAUUAGAAUCAGGAGCUAGAAUCCAGAUUACUCCAGAUGCGGACGCUGAUCCUACCUCUUUGACAAGGGAUGUUGAGCUGAUGGGUACGCAGGAGCAAAUUAGUAGAGCUGAGGAACGAAUCAAUGAAGUAAUUGCCGCGGCAGAUUCAACAAAUUCUGCCUCAUUUGGAGAUAGAAGCGCUCCUCCCCCACAAGCUGGAGGUGAGCGACUUGUUAUUAAAGUUCCAAAUGACAAGGUUGGUCUCAUCAUUGGUAAAGGAGGUAAAUCUAUAAAAGCGGUGCAGAGCAUGUCUGGAGCUCGCAUUCAGGUUAUUCCGCUUCACUGUCCUCCUGGUGAUUACUCAACAAAAAGAAAUAUCUAUAUAAAUGGAACUAUGAAGCAGAUAGAAUAUGCUGAAGAGCUGGUCUAUGAAGUUAUGAGUGGGAAUCCUUUGAAGUAUCAAGGGUACCCGCAACAGCCAAAUCACGGGCAAGAUGGUCAGGCUACUCCAGAGGCCAAACCUUAUGCAUAUGGACCACCAGCAACAUCUUCACAGCCAGAUGGUUCUGCUGCUGUCCAAACUUCUCAGCAAGGUUAUGAAACCCGAGUUGCAUAUGGUUCUGAUGGCACAGCCCAAUCUCAGCCCCCGUCUGCAUAUGCAACGGGUUAUGGUCAACCUCCUCCUCAUGUGCCUUAUGUUACUCAAACAAAUCAAUACAGUAGUGUACCAAGAAGCAAGAAAAUCUGUAUCCCGAAUACUAAGGUUGGUGUUAUUAUUGGAAGAGGAGGAUACAUGGUAAAAAAUCUUCAAUUAGAAUCAGGAGCUAAAAUUCAGAUACUUCCAGAUGCAGACAUCAAUCCUACCUUUUUGACAAGGGAUGUUGAGCUGAUGGGUACACAGGAGCAAAUCAACAGAGCGGAACAACGAAUAAAUGAAGUAAUUGCGGCGGCAGAUUCAACAAAUUCUGCCUCGUUUGGAGAUAGAAGCGGUCCUCCCCCACAAGCUGGAGAUGAGCAACUUGUUAUGAAAGUUCCACAUGACAAGGUUGCUCGCGUCAUUGGUAAAGGAGGUGAAUCUAUAAAAGCGAUGCAGAGCAAGUCUGGAGCUUGCAUUCAGGUUGUUCCGCUUCACCUUCCUCCUGGUGAUUACUCAACAGAAAGAGAAUUUAUUAGUGGGAAUCGUUCGAAGGUUUUGUCUGGUUCUAAUAUGUACCAACAGUCUAAUAUGUACCAACAGUCUGGCUACCCUCCUAGUGCUGCUUGGACUCCUCAGGGUCAACCUUCUGCACACCAGCCUCCUGCAUAUGGAUACUCUCAGACUGGAACUUAUGCUAUGCCCCAACCACCUUAUUAUGGUGGAUACCCUCCACGGCCAACUACAUGGGACCAAUCAGCUGCUUUACCUCAGCAGCAGAAUACUGGCUACAAUGCGUAUGGACAAGGUCCACCAGCUUCAACUCCCCCAGAUGUUCAUUACAAUUAUGGCCAAGUCGCACCAGCUUACAAUUAUAAUCAAGGGUACCCGCAACAGCCAUAUUUCGGGCAAGAUGGUCAGGCUACUCCAGAGGCCAAACCUUAUGCAUAUGGACCACCAGCAACAUCUUCACAGCCAGAUGGUUCUGCUGCUGUCCAAACUUCUCAGCAAGGUUAUGAAACCCCAGCUGCAUAUGGUUCUUAUGGCACAGCCCAAUCUCAGCCCCCGUCUGCAUAUGCAAUGGGCUAUGGUCAACCUCCUCCUCAUGGUAAUGAUUAUAGUGCUUAUCCAAGUUAUUCAGGUGCACCAGCUGUUCAGCCAUAUUACAAUCAAACAGGUUAUGCACAGGCGAGUUAUGGACAGCAGCAAGAAGGUCAAGUUGCAAGCCAGGCAUCGUACCCGUAUUAUGGACAAAGUUGGUACCCUUCAUCUCAAGCCCCUGCUCAAGCGGGAUAUUAUCACAGUGCUUAUCCUUCGGCCAUUCCUCCAGCACAAGAGCCACCUCAUAUUCAGCCGCAAACAUCUGAUAGUAAAGACUCGAGUAAUGUGGCUGGUGCUGCUGCAGAAAAAAGUGAAGAUCCCCAAAGCUGACAUUAAGAGCAUUCCUGCAUUUAAAACCUAACUUCUAUCGGAUUGUUUCCGUCGCUUUCAAAUCAUUUAUCAACGGAAGUUCACUAGGCUAUUAGAAUUUAUCGAAAGGUUAUAAAGGGUCCAUGAUUAGACCUGAAGGUGCUCGGAUGUUUUCUAGAGUUUUGACUGUUAAAUUUAGUAUUUCUUUUGCCUUGAUGAACUUGAAUUGAUAUUAACUUUUCAGAGAUUUCUUUGAUGAUUUAGCUGUGGUUUCGUUUGUUCUUUA
This is a messenger RNA of Beta vulgaris subsp. vulgaris (sugar beet), 4538 nucleotides long. RefSeq lists its product as uncharacterized. Gene Ontology annotation, molecular function: mRNA binding. NCBI's taxonomy places the organism in Eukaryota, Viridiplantae, Streptophyta, Magnoliopsida, Caryophyllales, Amaranthaceae. Gene Ontology annotation, biological process: regulation of gene expression. The transcript is spliced from 12 exons. The coding region runs from base 2213 to 4273 and encodes 686 amino acids. Gene Ontology annotation, cellular component: cytoplasm. The record is from RefSeq and is a predicted model, not a curated record.